Vitrella brassicaformis is the source of this 3526-nucleotide messenger RNA. The record is from the annotation of a GenBank genome assembly. NCBI's taxonomy places the organism in Eukaryota, Vitrellaceae.
CCAGUUCGUCGCCGAACAGCGCCCAUCACCUCACGCACGAUCCUCUAACCAUGAAUGAAUCACGCAAACAUGAAGCCCCUGCGCCUCACUUGGCCACCAGGUCAACCUUUAGCCAAUAUUCCUCCCUCUGAUUCAGCUCACACGACCCACUGGUCAUGGUGUAGAGUGCCUUGAGGUCUUCAAAGCACUCCCACGCCAAUGACCGGAGGUCCCCGAGCGCAUCUAUCUGAUCCUCCCCCUCCAACUCAUCCUCAGCUAUCCGUGCAGCAAAGUUGACAUGCACUGGGCGGUAUAUCGACACGAACUGCACAAGCGACCGCACCACUGCCUUGCCGGACGCGUCGACCCAUAACCCUAGAUCCCCCCGCGAGAUGCGUGGGCAGCGCAGACGCCACUCCGCAGGCACACUGUCGGGCCAUGCAUUGGACGCAGGAGGCUGCCAAAAGGCGACCAUCUCCAAGUGCGUCACAGAGACAUACGACAGCAGCUCACAAGCCAGAGCUAUGCGAGACAAAGAGCGGAACCAGACAAGCACCAGACCCUCCAGCCCGCCCACGAGACGACUCAGCUUAGAGGGGGCAGAAGGUAGGUCAGAAAAAGGGAGAGUCGGAAAAAACACAUGCAGCUCCCGGACCGCCGGAAAGCGGCGACUCAGCGCAUGGUACCCCUCCCCCUCCCACUCCCUGUCACCGAUCAGCCACUCGGGGAUGCUGUCGACCACGGCCGAGGCACUCGCGCCCUCCUUGGCCUGGAUGGCCAAAGUGCUGGCCUUGGGGAAGGUGAGCUUGUCACGCCAGGUCUCGUGGAGUGACUGGGUCCCACCCAGCUUCAGUGUGGCCUGAUCAGGUCACAGACACACACACGCACACACGCACACAGAGAGGCGCAACCAAAACACAUGCUGCCCUGUCCGGAUCUCUCUCCCUCCCUGUAUUGUCUGCCCGCUCCUCACCGUUUUGGUCUUGGCUAUCAGCUGUCGUGCAAUCUCGCCAUAGAGGCCGCCGGGCGCAGGAAGGGCACUCGCAGCGUCGCUACUGCAGUCGAGCGCCAACCCGUCCCAAUCUGUCUUCCACUCGAGGUCGCAAUUCGCCUCCGAAGCCCAUCUACCAAACGCCCGACGUCGGCAACUCCUUGCCCGUACGCCACACCGAUCGACGCACCACGCACCGAGAACGCCAGCCUCUUCGGCACAUCUGGCACACAAAGAAUGGAGAAACAAGGCCGAUGAGCCAGCCGCUUCGUGGUCCGACACAGCACAGCUUUCGGCCUAAUCACCUACCCUUGUUCUUCGGUUUGCUCCAGUGCUGGUCGAGAGCCUGCUUGAGGUCAUUGAGGCGGGGGACGAACUGGUCCAUCCUGAUCGUCAUGCAGGUUAUGGUGGUGAUGUGGGGGCAGUUGCUGACGGCGGUAAUGAAUCUGGCCCAAGUGUCGUCGUCAAACGCGAUGGGCUUGGUCUCUAUCCGCUCAAUCUUGGGCGCCCCCUCGAGGACGGACACGAGGGAUCUCGACGCCUCGGGAUACCCGUAGCUGUGAACGCAGACCUCGAGAUUGGUGAGAGCGGGAAGGGCCCAACGACGGAUGCUGCAGGCAAGCACAGCAAUGUGAUAAUGUGAUCAAUGGCUGUUGUAUGCAUGGCUGUUGUAUACCCACCUGACGUAUUGGAGCCACAGCUUGGAUUGGAUCCCCAUGUCUGUCAGCUUUGGAAAUGAGAUCGGGUCCCCCGGGGCACGCGCGUUGCUCUCAUCAAGGGAGAUGAGCCAAUUCGACGUGUGCAGCUGCUUGAGUGUCGCCCUGGAUGCCUCGAGGCACGCCCCCACACACGGCACCACACUGUGCAUCUCGACAUAGGCAGUUCGGAUCUUGCCCUGCACACCCGCAUACACGCGCACAUUACCACCCGACCAACAGAUGUCACCAGGUGUUCCAUCUCACCAGGUGUUUCAUGUCCUCCAGCCUCUGGAUUUUCCCGUAGACGCCUUCUUCGUUGGCUGUCACGCUGAAGUGCCGGAACACGCCGAAGGUCUCGUCAACGGCCUUCUGUCGGGUCUCCCUGUUGACCUUGGGCAGCCUGGCGGCCGCCUUGGCGGUGGUGAGGAAGGACCCGAGGUGACCCAUGACGCCCUCAGGCAGACCCGGCAGACACGGACGGCCAUAACCCUGACACACACAACACCACAGAAAGAUGAUGAGGCACCUACGGCAACAGACAGAAAUGGUGAUGUGUGUGUGUGCCACCUGUGAGCUUCCCCUUUGCUGCUGUGUCCCUCCCGCAGCACCACCAACACUACUCGAGCCACCUGAAGGCAACACACACCACCAGACAGCACAAUCACCGUCGCGAUGUCUGCAGCCACCGGUGGGCGGGCGGUGUCGUGCGCACCUCCACUACUCGCAGCAGCUACGGCUGCUGCCUGGCUGGUGCCAACGCGCGAGCGCUUCCCAUCACCAGUUGACACCUGAGCACAUGAGCCGGCCCGCCUGUGGAUGCACUGACGUGUGUGUGUGUUUCCACUGACCGCUUUGCUGUGCUGUGCCGCCUUGUCGGUCUCAUCCGAACUCUCAGACACACCGGGGGGUCGGUCGUUGACAUUGUACAGCCACCGGAAGCCCUUGCCGUCGCCAUCCUUGCGCUGACAUCCACACAAAUGCACAGACAAGCAAGAACGUGACUGCUCUGUUUGCGUCUUCUGUUGGUCGUUCCAUGCUCAGGUGUGUGUUGUACUCUGUUGUCGGGAUCUGCAACAGCUCAUUGCUGAAUCUCGAGUCGGCGUCUGAGAGGGUCUUGAGCACAUCGGACAACCGGUCAAUCAGCGAUACGCAGGCCUGUAAACAGUACACAGAAAUGAGUGUGGGCAGAUGGCUGCACGGAAGCGUCUGUGCUGACCUGUGUGUCGUUGCCGGCAUCAGCUGGUACCUUCAGCUUCGCGGCCUCACUACUCGCGGCUAUGUGAGAGGCGACCUGCACAGCAGAGCCAACACAUAAGUGCUGCAGCAUAGCAUGCGGAAGACCCGCCAUCCCUCCCCUCUCUCUCUCUCUCUCUCUCUCUCUCUUUCUGUCUUUCUCUCACCGAGUGUAUCUGAUCUAUGACAUCCCGCAGGCUGCCGUCGCCCUGCCCACCUGAGUGCAUUACACCAGCACCACACACACAGAAGGCAUUACACUUCAGUCGACGUGUGGUUGAAUGUGUGUGUCAUCACCGACCUCUUGAGGGCGCCGGGCCGCCAUCGCUACUGAUGUCCAUCGGGAGGACACUAUCAACCACCUGCACCAAAUGAAGAGAGAGGGAAAGACGAGAUGGGCGCCCACCCGUCCGUUUGUGUUCACUGGUCAGGUGAUCGCAGCCUCCAUGCCGACACGUCAGAUCCACCUCAGAUAACCAUAAGAUCUGCAACACACACACAGGUGCACAGGCGUCAGGGAGGAACCGUGCUCGUGAACUCACGUGUUGUCAUCGGUGGCAACGAACCAAAUGGGCGCUGAACACACCUGUAGCCGCACACCUGAUGGAUGCAUCUUAUCCACAGG